CUCCGCCAUUAAUUCAUUCGCGCAGGAACAUUGUUAUUGAAGGUGUGACGCGGCAAGCCAGCAAGUGGCAAGUUGUAAAACUAAUCGCUCAACUCCGUGGUCUGAAAAGUUUGUGUUUUCCUUCUGAUCAUCAGUUUUGGGUGGAUGACGCAGGGCGCUGCAGAAUGUAGUCAUGUCACCUGAGAUUAGGCUAAGGUCAGGCAAUCAUUAAGGAGAUUACAAUACGUAUUAGGACGGCCCAGCGGAUUUGUUCAUUUUCAAAAUGGCCUCCUCAUGCCGAAAGUUUCUGCCCAACAUCUUCAACAAGAGCAAAUGUCAGAGCUGUUUUCGACCCAAGGAACAUCACUCAGCCGAAGCUCUGGAAAGCAGCAAGGCAUCCAGAAAGAUCUCCAAAUGUGGCUACCUGUUCAUAGCACCAGACCUGGACUUCGCCAACCCUGUACACAGGUCUAAGAGAUGGCAGCGAAGAUUCUUUGUGCUAUACGACGAUGGAGAGCUUACCUAUUCUGUGGAUGAAAAUGUGAAUACUGUCCCACAAGGGGAAAUUGAUAUGAACAAAUGCACAGAUGUGUUUGGGGCAGAAGAAGUCAGUACUCACCAGUUCUCCAUUGCAAUUGUUGUUCCCCAGAAAACUUAUUAUGUGAAGGGAACAAAUAGGGAGGAGAUCAAUAGGUGGCAUGAUGUGUUGGUGAUGUACCCGCGGAGUAUUAAGACCAAGCACAGGCGUGCCCCGACUUUCCCCAUACCACAGCCAGUGGCAAACUUAUCAGCAAAACAGCCCCUGAACAAGAGUCGCAGUGUUCCUGGUGACACGUCCACAAACGGCUCAGCUGAGAACAGUUCAUCUGCCAGCGAUCAAGAGGCAGACAAACCUCCUCCAUUACCUCCCCGCCAACGCUACAACUCCUCGUAUCACCCCAAGGUGCAGGACUGGGAGGAAGAAGAGAAAGAGAACAAACCAGAGGACAUAUUUGAUAUCAGCCCUGGGAAGGCUAUUGAUUAUGAACAAAGUAAAAGGAGAGAAAAGGAAAGAGAAAAGGAAAAAGAAGACUAUUUACCUCCUGAGAUAGAUCUAGUCAGAACAAAGAGUGAACAUAGCCUGGCAUCAUCUGGGAGUUCUAGGAGCACUCCUGAACCCACAGGACCUCUUUAUUUUAGGAGUAUACGCAGCUUGAAAAAUAAAGACAAGGGAGUGAAUCGUGAACUAAGAAAAAGUCGAAGUCUUCAUGACUUAACUUCUGACGAUCCUGCAGAGGAAGUGCCUUCAAGUAAUCUGUUGAAAUACCGCAGCAGGUCACGGGACGAUAUCAGUAAUCUUGGUCGCUCGGGGGACUCACUGAACAGGUGGGCAUCAAUGGAGGGGCUGGAAGGAGAUGGGGACCACUCUGAUGGAGCAGGUGCUAAACCCAAAACCUUUUUUGAAUCCUUGAUGAAUCCAGAGCCACCGAAACAAAAACCUCCCCAAAAAGGACGUUCCCAUAGUGCCUACCUCAAACUCGCCAGUAUCCCCAGAGCCAAGCACAUUGACCAGUAUGUCCCCAAUGAACAAAAACAGUCUGCAGCCAGGAAGAAAAGUGCACCGGAUUUAACUUUUGGUAUGACGUCCCUUGUAGGACGCAACAAGAGACCAAAUGGUAGUUUUAGCACAACAUCUAGUCUGCCACAAAAUGGUAAAGAUUCUUCAGCUGUGUCUAGUCCAAAACCCCACACAUCACAGUCCAAUACUCCCAGUGAACGCACUGCAGCUUAUAUUUCCAGUUCGACCCCUCGGCCAUAUGUAAGUUUAGCAGAUAGAGAAAGGGAAUACAGGGCCCGUAAGGAUUCUUGUUCUUCUACAGAUUCCCUGCGACGUUAUGAUGCUCGUUUAAGUAAUGGCUCUGGAAGUGACAGGGGAACCCCAACAGGAAUACUGAAGGGGUCAUCCCCUCCACUAUCAGCGUCUCCCCCCACCUCUGCCUCUAUGAGUCGAGGAGAUCUGCACAAUAGAGGGCCACUAAGGAAUGAAACAGAUGAGUUAAAGAUGGCUCGCACCAGCAGUGAGCGCAAGCAAUACCUGUCUAACCAGCUUACUGCAGUUGCUGCCCCACCAUCAUCGAAAUCUAAAUCUGAAGAACAGACACCCAGUUUAGAUGAUUUGAUGUUCACCAAGAAAGGCUGGUUGCUGAUGCUGGCCUCUAAUGGAAAGGAGUGGGUGAAGCACUGGUUUGUUCUCAGUGGCAAUGCCCUCAAGUACUUCAGGGAUGCCAAGGCAGAGGAUGCUAACUUCAUGAGUGGGGUGAUUGACCUGUCUACCUGCUAUGAACUGGCUGAGGUGCCAGAGGCCAAGAAUUAUGGCUUUCGUCUCAAGACCACAGGUGGAGAUUUCACACUGUCUGCCAUGACUGCUGGGAUCCGCACAAACUGGAUGCAGGCAGUUCAGAAGUGUGCAGACACCAACACAGAUGGCAAGUCCACACUGGACAGUGCACCCUCCAUCACCUCAAUGAGCCUGGAAUCCUGGGCCAGUCGACUGAAAAGUUUGACAGCGAAAAGCGAAGGCUCGAACCAUGUGGGCCAGGUUCGCAGAAGGUCUGAUAAUGAGGAGAGCAAGUCUAACAGUAGACACUAUAGCGAUGAUGACUCUGACUUCCCUGGGAUGAGGCUGUACCGCAGGCAGUCCAGAGACUCGCCUCCACGGAGAAAGACCAUUGGCUCAGAGAGAGAAAGGGAAGCCAUCGCUGAUGCUGCCAAGACAGCCUCCCAGGCCAAGCACCCUGUUUAUAAAAGGCGAACGAGCAGUGAUGAAGAUGAUGGAGAAACAUCAGACACCAAGGAGGAAGUUGUAGAAGAAAGAACAGAAUUUUUACAAGAAAUUACAGAUCUGGAAAAGAAUAUAAGUGGUUUAGCCCAAAGGGCUCAGGAGGAAAACAGACGCGCUCGCUCAGAGUCCAGUGAAAGGGAGUUGAGCAAGACAGAAGAAGAAAAAAGUGACUCUGAGAGUUCGGGCAGCUUAAGUGACACAAAGACUUUUCACUUUCGAAACUCAAGCGAUGAUCUUGAGAAAGAACUGGAUCGCCGAGAUGGCCUGCAGAGAAGAUCCAAGUCUCCAGCUAAUAAAGCUCCCAGUGCCAAAGUUUUGGAGAAGUCAAGAUCUAAAUCUCCGAAGCCCAGGUUAAGAUCCAGAUCGCCAGGUUCUAAGGCAAAGUUACGUCAGGCUGUAAAGGAAGAGGAAGUGGAAACACUUGAGGCUGGUGCAGACUCAGCAGAGGCUGCCUCGAAUAUAAGACAGGAUUCAGCAGAAAAGACUGAAGAGCCCACUAUAAGUGCCAACUACCCUGGGUCUCUACUAUCACAAAAAACAAAAGACGGAGAAACCAUCUUAGUCGAACUUCUAGAAGCAGAGGUGGCAGCAGAUACAGACUCUGAUAAUGACGCAGAUGAUGAGUCUGACACGGAGUCCAUGGCGGAGGAGAUAGAGGAGAGGGUUCGUUUGUUAGUUGCUAGCGUUCAUUCUGUGUCCCAUUCUUGGUCAACCCAGGUUGAAUCUCUCAAGGCUCAGCUUGAACACACGCAGCACCAGCUCAUCAAGAUGCAUGACAACAACAGCGACUUAAAGGCGCACCUCCAUUCCAUUAAAAGGGACCAUAAGGACUCCUUGGAUGACCUGGAGAAUGAACAGAAUCGCUAUCUGUCCCAGAUUGCAGAUAUUCAAGAUGAGAUGGAACACAAGACAGGCUAUCUCCAUGCCAAACUGUCGGAGCAGAAUAACAAGUCGGAGAUGACCAAACUACAGGUCACAACUUUGAAGUCACAGCUUAAAGAAGCAAGAGAUACAGUGGAGGAACAGCAGGCACAGAUUCUGGAACUGAAGGAAAAGCUUGAAGUCACCACCCUGGAACUGAGCAACACAGAGGCAGCUCUCUCCAAGUCCAUCAACGAGUGGAAAGAGGAGAAGACCCAAAUGGAGAAGCUGGCCCAGGAGUGGCAGGCCACUGAGAAACUACUAGCAGAGGAAUGCAAAAAGGCUGUGAAAAGGUUGAAGGAACGAGAGGAUGAUGUUCGAAACAAGGAUGCUGCUCUGAAAACGGCACGCUCUGAGAUCAAGAAGCAAGGCAAACAUAUAGAACAGUUAGAGCACCAAGUGAAAGAUGUGCGUGCAUUGCAGAGGGAACUUAAAGAGAAAACAGCCCAGUUGGCACAGGCAGAGAAAACUUUGGCAGAGAAAAGCCUGCAGCUGAAUCAGAAUACUGAAGAAUUUGAGAGGAAGACAAAAAGGCUGGAAGAGAUGGAGCAGAAGCUCAGUGAAGAACGGCGACUUUUAGAAAGCAGGCUGCAUGAGGCAGAACAGCGCUUGCAGAAUGCAUUGAAACAGUCCAACAUCACUGACUCCAUGAAUAGUAACAUGAUGGAGAUUCUGCAUGAGAAAGAUGAAACUAUUGCUCAACUGGAAGAAAGAUUGAUUGAAAAUGACAGCAAAAUUGAUGAUUUGUUGGAGGAAAUUGCUAUGGAAGUCCAGGCAAACAACCAGUUUCAGGAGAAUCUUGAUCAGUCAGUCAGUGAAAACAUGCGUCUCAAGGAAAGGCUGUCUGCUAUGCAGGAAGAAAUUCAGGUGUUGCACAAAGAUCUUGACACUGCAAAGAGUGAAAACGCUCAGUAUCAAAAUGAACUAGAAAAAAUGGAAAACAUCUUUCAGAUGAAUGACAAAGCAUACUCUAGCUUGUUAAAGGAAAGUAAUGAUCUGAAAGGAGAGAUGGCGCUGCUGCAGAGGAAAGUCAGUGAGCAAGAAGAGAUCAUACAGCAGCUGAGCAAGAAACAAGGUGGAAAUGCCUUGGCUGAAUUGAAACUUAAGUAUGACAGUGUGUGUGCAGAUGUCAGCAAAUUGAGUAGUCAGCUGCAAGAUGCAGAGGCUAAACUUAAAACAGCUGGACUUCAGUCAACAUCAGAACUACCGGAGGCAGUACCACCCAGGUCAGAGUCCAUUCAUAAAGAAUAUUCAGACUUGAAGAGGAAGUUUGAAAGGACAAGCCAAGAGGUUGAAAAGUUACAACAGUCGAUUGACCAAUCUGAAAAAGAGUCUGUUCAUCUGAAGGCUGUUAACGAAAAACUGAAAUCCCAGUUGGACUGCCUUGAAUCCGAAAUUCAUAGCAAGAUUGAAGUUGUAUCUGGCAAAGUAGAGGAACUUUGUAACUUGUCUGCUGGAAAGCAAACACAGGAAACUGACCAAGCCACAAAUAAGCCAGACAGACCAAAAAGACCCAAAGUAGAUUAUGAAAAUGUUACCCAGGAGCUAGAGUCCCAGAUACAAAAGAUAGAAAACAGAUUAAAGUAUGCUGAAAGUUUCCUGAAAUCUCAAAGGCCUAGUCAACAGGCAGUUGCGGAAGAUGUUAUGUCUGAAGGUGAACAGUCGGAUUCUACCAAACAAGCUAGAAAACGAAAAUCAGGAAGUGAUUCAAAGCAGUCUUCAGAAAAUGAACUAUCUGAUUCAGAUUCAUCAAACAUAGAAAAUGAUAACCCAGCACUUAUGGCUAAGAUUAGAACGUUGAAAAAGAAAACAACCAGUUUGGAAUCAAGGUUGCAGGAAACAGUCCAGUCUCUGCAGAACUUAAAUACCGACCACAAAAAAGUGAAGGACAUCCAAAGCAAACUGAACAGCAGUCAGCUGACUUUAGAUAACUGCCAAGCAAAACUGGGCAGCCUUAUGGCAGAUGUGGAGUCCCAAAAGGUGGAUUUGUCAAGAGGAUGGGUAAGGGGAAGAUUACAAGAAGUUUUGCAAGAAUUGGAGGAAAGCGACUGCAAGCAGUUGGUCAGUUCAUCAGCUGUGGAGCAUCGUCUGAAAACUUUUGCAGAGAAACUUGCCUUGGAGGCCAUCUUGUUAGGGGAGGCAGACUAUAUUGUACGUGGGAAGAGGGGUGAUACUGAAGGUAAAUCCUCAUACUGGAAAGACUUGCAGGACACCUGGCAGAUGGCGAAGCAGGAGCGGCCGUACAAACCUCAUCAACAGUCAUUUGCAUCAUUUGCAGCUGUGAUGGCAGAAAGAUUAAUGGAAAAUGGGGAAGCAUUAACUUUAAUAGACAAAAUGGCCUCUGGUUUUGGAGAAAGUGCUGAGAUUUUACCAGAAUCUCAAGUUUUCACAACCGAAAUUGAUGCAAGGUUGUACAAGGAUUCCUCUUCUAAUUCUUUAUUGCAAAGUGAAGUGUCUGACAUUUUGAAUAAACUUCAACAACAGUCCUCAUUUGAUGAUAAGUGUAAACUUUUAGAGAUGGAAUUAAAGUCUGUUGAACAGAGAUUAUGUGAAAAAGAAAAUGGUUUGUUAACAGCAAUAGAUGCAUUUAGGAAUCAAAAGUUGAAUGACUUGGAACAUAUGCUAAAAGAUCAAGCACCAGUAAGUACAGGCAGUGAGGCAGGUUUUGACAGGAGUUCUGUCACGCAGGAAGUGGUUCAAGCAGAGCUUGCAGUGCUACUCUACCAGUCUGUGCAGAACAUAUUAACUGAAAAAGAUAUGUCAUGUUUUGAAGUUUUAAUCAAAAAUGAGAUUGAUCAUUUGGUUUUAUUAUUGAAAACUGACUAUCAAUAUCAGCAAACUGUUCUACAUCCUGGUAAAGAAGCAGGAGAUUUGAUGGUGUUGAGAGCUCUGGUCAAUGGUUUGCUCGUCUAUUGUGCCACUCAACUGCACAAUUACAUAAGCAAGAAAAAGCACACGAAAUUGAGUGCUAGAGAUUCUGGGGUUUCCUUUGAUGAAACGAAGUAUCCUUUCUUUGGAUCUCUCAAAGGAAGUGAGGUUGUGUUUUCUUUUGAUACUAGUCAGAAAUCCAGUCUGCGGACCGCUGUGAAAGCAAAUGUGACCCAACAGUUGGAUGCUUUCAAGGGACAGCUUUUUGGAAAUCCUUCAGAUGUUGAUUCCCAAAUAGAAAGUCUUGCAGAACGUGUCUGUGACCUUGACCUAGAUUUGUUUAAGGAUGUGUGCUCAUUGAAUGAAUGUGCCAAUACGAUAGCCAGAGAAGCUCUGUUAGAAGCUCAGCUCAAGUAUUUGGUGAACAAAGUUAAAUACAUCAACCAAGGUGAUGUCCAGCAGUUGAAACAAACAGCUGAAAAAGAUAAAAUGGAGGCUUUGGAUUUUAUGAAAAGGGAAUAUGAGGAAAGACUUGAAAAAGAACGUGUAGAGUACACCCAAAGUACUAAUCAUUUGAGAGAUGAAAUUGACCAAUUGAAGUGUACCACGUCUCAGCUUAAAGUCACAAUAGAUAGUCAAGAGUCCGAGCUGGCAAUGGUAGAAGAGUACAAGAAGAGGAUGAGCAACAUGGAACAAAAGCACAAAGAAAACUUGCAAUUCAUGAAAGACAAGCAUGAAGAGUAUAUUGAAUCGAUGAAGAAAGAGGUCCAGGAUGCCAAAAAUGAAAUCAAUAGACUUCUCAAACAGCAGGAAAGCAAAAAGAAAGAAUAUGAGGAAAAAAUUGGUGCAUUGAAAAUGCAGAAGGAGUCGAGCACAGGGGAUCAGCAGAAGCUUCAGGAGGAAAUGGACAAACUCAAAGAACAACAUCAGAUUGAAAUAGAAGAGAUGAAAACAGACAUGCGGAUGGCCCUGAAGUCUGUGCGGGAUCAAGAGAAUAGGGUGGGGACAGAUCUCCAGGACGAGAUUGUCAGAUUACGACAGCAGGUGGAAGAAGAAAAAAAACAACACCAGCUUGAACUGGAGAGCCUGCAAUCCAGCUUGCAAAGCAAAGUCCGCCCUGGUCCACCUGACCACACAAAUAGCCAGGCGCUGCAGGAACGCAUCCAGCAGUUAGAGCAGAGGGUGAUGGACAUGCAGGAUGAAUAUGAACACGAGCUGAAGAGACAGAAGCAGAUUCACCAGAGAGAGUUAGGCAGAUGCAAAGAAGAUCUGGUCAAACUGUUGACCAGUGUCCAGUCCCAGGGUGUGGACGAGGCCAGUGUCCGUAGAAAGUAUGAAAAGGAAAUUGAUAAACUGAAGGAUGUUUGUGAGCAAGGUUUAGCUGCCAUGGAAAGGUCCCACCAAAAAGUGAUGAAAGAAAUCCGAGACACACACAAAAAAGAAGUGGAAAUCCUGAAGAAAGAAAAAGAUCAUGCUCUUGAUGAAGAAACAAAAGCCACACAGUCUGCCCUUGAUGCCAUGCGUAAAGCACAUGAAGCUCAGCUGGCUGAGGAAAAAGCCAAAAUGCAGGAAAAGUUGGCCAAGGUGUUCUCUGAUGGUGACUUGGAAGAUAUCAGACAAGAGUAUGAAGAUGACUUGAACAUGGUACGGGAGGAAGUGAAGAUACUGUCUGAGCAAUACUCCAUUAAGUGUCUGGAGAAGUCUGCACUGGAGGAACGUCUGGAGGCACAUGUUAAGAUGCUGAAGGACAGCAGGAAACACCUGCAUGAACUCAUGACUACGAAUGAAGCCCUUAGCAUUCGUCUUGAUGAGGACAUUGGCAGCCUGAAGAACCAACUGGAACACAUCAGUCAACCUGAAGAAGGAGAUUCAAAGGAAACCGGGGAGUUGAAGGUUGCCAUAGGGGUAAGAGAUUUAGAAAUUCAACAGCUGAAAGAGGAACUGGAAGAUCUAAGAGACCAGCUACAGGAGGCUGAAGAUGCACAAGAUGAAACUGCUGACAAAUAUAAUGAAUUGUACACCAACUUUCAAGCAGAGAAGGCAAAUCACGAACUGGAAUUGGCCAAUCUGAAAGAAAGCUUUGAAAAGCUAAGUCGAGAUAAAAAGAGAGAAGAGAGUUCAAGAUCAAGAGGAAGGGAAAGGAACAGAAGAGAGCCCAAGAGCCCCCGUAGCCUCAGUGCGAGUCCAGAGCCCCACGAGAGUUCACCGCAGCCCACUAAGAGCACCCCUGGCAGGAAGAGGUCCUCCAAGGCUUAUGAGUUAAGAAGAUCUCAAAGUACCCCCGGGAUGCCAGUUAGUCAGUUGCUUGGUGGAAAGAGAGGGUCGUCAGACUUUGAGGGCAGGGUCAUCUCAGAUUUUCCACGAAGUGGAUCUGGACUGAGUGUUGCCGAGAGAAUGAAGAAGUUUCAGAAGUAGCAACUGACACUUCUCCCCCCUCCCUCUUAGAAAACUGUUUUAAUUGUCACCAUUGUAAGAUCAUGUGUCAAAUAAAUUGACUUUCAAGUAACAGAGUUCAAUACUUGAUUAUGUAAUUUGAUAAAAAUUACAAAGAUGUGCAAAUUGAGAGAUUAAAAUCAAAAACUUUUUUCAGUCCAUUCCAGUAAUUAUAUUUCAUAAUUUGUUAUUUAUCAUUAUGGAACAUUCAGUCAUAUCCAUUAUAUCUGUUAUGAUUUAUUUUUUGACCUAAUGAUUGAUUUUUGUUAUUUUGAGUUCUGUAGAGCAAGUUGUGUUGUAUUGUAAAGAACUGAAAAGGGAAGUUAUUCAAAAUGUAAACUACAGCAUAUCUUGCAGAAAGACAGGAAAAAACUUCUUAUAAAAUACUGAAUAUAUUUAGUUAUGUUUAUAAACCAGAAGUAUUUAUUUUAUUUAAAAGUAACCAGCUUUAUUUUGCAAUCAUUAUUAAAAUACAACUUCUGUAUUAGAAGUAUUGCAAUAUGGUCACAUAAGGAAUGCAAUAGCACAGAUAGGGUAACCUUUUCAGCAAGCAUAUGCACUGAACCUGCAAUAUAGCAUAUCAAGAAUUCCUUCAUCUCAAUCACUCAUUAAAAUAAGAAUUAUUAUGGUUGUACAUAUAUAAUAUGUUAUUGUUGUUAUUAUUACGAUUCAUAUUUCGGAUAAAGAGGUCAAGAGACUACCAGCAAUAUAAAAAGAUGGUGUCAUGUACAGGAUUUUUUCCCUUGAUCUAUGCAUUUUAAAUACUGCUUCCAAUACCAGAUAUUUUCAAGUAUUAUUAUUAUUAUUAUUCAUGUAUAUUUUAUUAUAUUCACUCACAUGUAUGACAAUAAAUAUUACUAUAAUUAUACUUAUAUUGAUUUGGAUAAUUUCCAAUUUUAAUAUCAGGUAUCUCCCAUGGUACAUCAUAAAAUCAAUUAAUCUGUCAGGCUUUCACCUGAAACUCCAGCAUGCUUAGACAUGUUCUAUUUCAUUAAAAUCCUAUUUGAAAUGUAAGACUGCACUGAGAUGGACUAGUUUGGACACAAUACUUCAGAAAAAUUAGUGACCAAGUACACCAAACAUAUACACAAAUAACCUCAAAUGGUUAAAGAUAUUUACCUUGUUUAAUUGCAUAUUUCUUCUUAAUCUUAGAAUUAAAACUGCCCUCAAAUCUUACAAAAUAGUCUGAGAUAAAAGUUGUAUUUGAAUGUUGCAUUUAUUCCCCCACCCACCCACUUUUCCAUGGACCUCCCAUAUAGAGUGCCUUUGGUGCUAACAUUUUCAGGAUUUUUUUAAAGGCCCACUUUCAUCUUUAUAGUCGAAAGUUAUAAAAACAAAACUUGAUUAAAUGAUAGACUUAGGGAUUAUCAUUAUGUAACUAAUUAAUUUUUUUAAUGUUGAGUCUAGCUUUACUCAGUAUUCCUCUUUAGCGACACAAUAUAAUCUGUAUAAUGUUACAAAAUU
Molecule: messenger RNA, 10486 nt
Organism: Lingula anatina
Lineage: Eukaryota; Metazoa; Brachiopoda; Lingulata; Lingulida; Lingulidae
Cellular component (GO): actin cytoskeleton
Molecular function (GO): actin filament binding
Source: RefSeq, a predicted model, not a curated record